CACACACACACACACACACACACACAUGUCUUUUCCAACUGCUCUGGCAGGGCGAGCUGCCAACUUUUCCCCAAAUGUCUAACACUUGUCUUUGUCUAUGCUGGGAGUUUUUUGUUUUCGAGGAAUGACCCACUCUGUGUGUGUGUGUGUGUGUGUUGGAGGGUCCUAUUUGGGUGGGGCUGCAUAUUCUUGUUAACACAUGAGCCCGUCUGACAUGCUGGACGCCUGCUUUACACGUUAAACUCCCAACAUUUUUGUUGUGGCUGUGACUGUUUUAACACGUCCGAUCUGUCAAUGUUCACAUUCACCUUCACCAAGAGACCAAACCACUCAUACGACUCCACAUGAACGUGUGAUUGGUUGUAGAGAGUAUGUGUUGAGCUGAGGAUAAACCAGUGCUGCAGAGGGAUCAAUAAAUCCAGGUUUAAUGACACACAGUUUAUUCCAUCCUAACUCCUGAGGUUCUGUUUUUUCUUUCUUUUUUAAAGAACAUGGAAACAUAUUAAACAUGUCAUCUCUGUUUCCAUAACAACAUGAAUGUGGAGGAGGGAUUGGCUUCAACUGUUCCCAGUGUGCCUGUGUCUGAGAGAGAGAGAGAAAGGACAGCAUCUUUGAACAAAGGUGUGACUUUUCUGGGUAACUGUCCGUGGUGCUGAUCGCCUUCCACCAGACUGAAGAUGUGUUUAAUUGGUUUCAAAGCAUCUGACAUGUUGGACCACCUGUCAUGAAGUCACUGAUCCACCAGAGGAUGACCUCAUCCCCAUUAGUUUAGAUUUUGUUUUGUUUUUAAUGUCCUGCUGUUUUUGUUAAAUUUGCUCUAAAUCUUUUUUUCCAAACAGGAAAUUGUUUUUCUUUUUCUUCCAUAAAUAAUUGAUGUCACUUUUUUUUUCAGGGAACCUUUUUAUAAAUGUACCUCAGGCUUAAAUGCAUCUAGCAGUGCUGUGUUAUUUGAUUUCUUCUGAUUAUCUUUAGGCUUAUGUCCUAUUUAGCUAAUGUUUAGCUACAUUCUGAUCACACGUGCCUGUUUGCACACUUGUUUGGCUGCUUUACUCCUUUUUACCAAAGGCUCUAUGAAAGAAAAAUUAAUAGUACCUAUUAUGUAACUAAAAAUAAAUUACAAAAAAUAAUCCUUUAUUUUCAAAUAUUAUAAAAUACAUUUUUGAUGCUAGAUUUGUUUUUAGAAACGUAUAUUUCCCAGCAGUACAUAUUUAUUUUUCUUUAUUAUGUGAAUAUUUCUUUAUGCUGAAUUCAAUAAUCUUUUGUCUUUUUCACUGUCUUUUUGGCUAACCAUUAGCUACAGUAUUAAACCUACAUCUCAGCUGAACUAGAUUUUUACACACACACACAUAUACAAUGUUAUGUUUGGCUAGUUGAUAUUUCAUUUAGCCCCUCCCCUUUCUCAGCUUCCGGCUCAGACUCUUCCUCCUCCUCUUCCUCCUCCUCCUACGAUCUCUAUCUUUGUUUCUGGAGCUACAGCCCAGGUUUUCUCCUCCUCGUUUGCUGAUUUUCUCUCUCAGCAAAAUAUCAUUGGCUGGAGGCUGAAUGACUCGUGAGUAAGCAUUUACAAACUGUGGUUCUCCUCACAACAUCAUCAUCAUCAUCUUCUUCUCAGCUCCUCUCCUCUCACACCCUCUACUCACUCACUGAAAGCACCUGCUCCCUGACACCAGACAAGUUGGCAGCAGCUGAGCAGACGUGCGUAGCUGAGACAUUUACAAACCACCCGCUGAGCAGCAGCAGCAGCAGCAGGAGCAGCAGCAGCAGGAGCAGCUACACCCUCAGGAUCCUCUCAGCUCCGUCAGCAUGUCCAGCUCUGGAGAAACACCGGGCUUCUUCGGCGGCCCUGACAGCAACAGACAGAAAUUCUGUGGUGUCUUCUGUCCAGUGGAUGGAUCCUCUGAUAGGAGGAGGAGGACGGUGGACUUUGAUGCUCUGUCCUCCUGCAGAGGCAGGAACCAGGAGCAGCAGGUCAUUGACAGACAGAUGGACAUCUCCCAGCAGAGGAAGGUGGAGAUCAGGGAGACUUCAGGGAAAGAAGCUCUGCAGAACCUGGACAACGGAAGGAGCGAUCGUCUUCUGAUCAAAGGAGCAAAGAUCGUAAACGAUGACCAGUCAUUCUGUGCUGACGUCUACAUGGAGGACGGCGUCAUCAAGCAGAUUGGGGAGAACCUCAUCGUUCCUGGUGGGGUCAAAACCAUCGAUGCACACGGUCGUAUGUUGAUCCCCGGAGGCAUCGACGUCCACACACGGUUCCAGAUGCCUGAUCGAGGAAUGACAUCGGCCGAUGACUUUUACCAGGGAACCAAAGCAGCUCUGGCAGGAGGAACCACCAUGAUCAUUGACCAUGUGGUUCCUGAACCUGGUGCCAGUCUGAUCUCAGCCUUUGAGCAGUGGCGUCAGUGGGCCGACAGUAAAUCCUGCUGUGAUUAUUCUCUGCACGUGGACAUCACUGAGUGGCAUCGAGGACUUCAGGAGGAGAUGGAAACGCUGGUCAAAGAUCACGGCGUGAACUCGUUCCUGGUUUACCUGGCCUACAAAGAUAUUUUCCAGCUGACCGAUGCUCAGGUGUAUGAAGUUUUUAGUGUGAUCCGCGACCUGGGGGCCGUGGCUCAGGUUCAUGCCGAGAACGGAGACAUCGUGGCUGAGGAGCAACGCAGGAUCCUAGAUCAGGGGAUCACUGGACCUGAAGGCCAUGUUCUGAGUCACCCUGAGGAGGUGGAGGCUGAGGCUGUAAACCGCUCCGUCACCGUAGCCAAUCAGACCAACUGUCCUCUGUACGUGACCAAGGUGAUGAGCAAAAGUGCGGCUGAUAUCAUCGCUCAGGCUCGCAAGAAAGGUACUGUUGUUUACGGUGAACCCAUCACUGCAAGUCUUGGAACUGAUGGUUCUCACUACUGGAGCAAGAACUGGGCCAAAGCUGCUGCUUUUGUCACUUCUCCUCCCCUGAGUCCUGAUCCUACAACACCAGACUAUCUGAGCUCUCUGCUGUCCUGCGGUGACCUGCAGGUGACAGGAAGUGCUCACUGUCCCUUUAACACGGCCCAGAGAGCUGUGGGCAAAGACGACUUCAGCCUGAUCCCUGAGGGUGUGAACGGCACGGAGGAGAGGAUGUCCAUCAUCUGGGACAAGUGUGUGGUUUCAGGUAAAAUGGACGAGAACCAGUUUGUGGCAGUGACUAGCACCAAUGCUGCGAAGAUCUUCAACCUGUAUCCACGGAAGGGUCGGAUUUCUGUGGGCUCUGACGCUGAUCUGGUUCUGUGGGAUCCAGACAUCACCAAGAUCAUCUCCGCAAAGACCCACAACUCGACGGUGGAGUACAACAUCUUUGAAGGCACAGAGAUCCGUGGUGGCCCUCUAGUGGUGAUCAGUCAGGGUAAGAUGGUCCUGGAGGAGGGAACUCUCCACGUCACUGAGGGAUCAGGACGCUACGUGGCCCGAAAACCUUUCCCAGACCACGUCUACAAGAGGAUAAAAGCUCGCAGCAGGCUGGCAGAGCUGAGGGGUGUACCACGAGGACUGUACGACGGUCCAGUCUGUGAGGUGUCAGUCACACCUAAAACCAUGACUCCUGCCUCGUCUGCCAAGACCUCACCUGCCAAACAACCAAACCAACCAGUCCGCAACCUGCACCAGUCUGGAUUCAGUCUGUCUGGAGCUCAGAUUGACGACAACAUUCCUCGCCGUAACACUCAGCGCAUAGUGGCGCCUCCCGGUGGCAAGGCCAACAUCACCAGCCUUGGUUAGACAGCCGACAGCCGCUGAGGAGGAAACAACGACAGAGAAGAUGCAACAUAGUGGCUGAAUACCCCAGGGGGCGCUCUGUCAGUGAAACCUCUAUCCUUAAAUUCCACCUCAGCGUUUUUUUUCCAUGCAACAAAUGUCUUCUUUUCUCCCAGAUCCUGAUCAGAGAGACACUGCUAGAAAGAAAAGAAAAAAAUAGAUGAAAAUAGGAUUUUAAAAAAAUCUUAAUUUUAGCACUUUUUGAAAAUGUUAUUUUGCUUUUUUGCGUAUUUUUUUAAUCCUAUCACAAAUUCUCGGGAUAUAUUUUGCUGGGGUUUUUUCAUAACAGUGAAGUGUUGUGUCAGAUGUCAUACAAUAUUUCCGUUUCAUUUGAACAUCUUUCGGUUUUACGUGUCAUUAUGUUUUGUUACAUAUUUAAAAUAUGUAAUCUCUCAUAGUGAUUGAGUCUGCUUCCUACAGUCAUAUCCAACCCUAUUGGCCAGGAUUGGUUUUGUAGCUGAUAUAUAU
Cynoglossus semilaevis (tongue sole) is the source of this 4248-nucleotide messenger RNA. RefSeq names its product dihydropyrimidinase-related protein 2. Bases 1804 to 3744 code for a protein of 646 amino acids. The transcript has 14 exons. Gene Ontology annotation, cellular component: cytoplasm; cytosol. Gene Ontology annotation, molecular function: hydrolase activity, acting on carbon-nitrogen (but not peptide) bonds, in cyclic amides. Lineage: Eukaryota; Metazoa; Chordata; Actinopteri; Pleuronectiformes; Cynoglossidae. The record is from RefSeq and is a predicted model, not a curated record.